Molecule: messenger RNA, 1659 nt
Organism: Rhizophagus irregularis DAOM 181602=DAOM 197198
Lineage: Eukaryota; Fungi; Glomeromycota; Glomeromycetes; Glomerales; Glomeraceae
Source: RefSeq, a predicted model, not a curated record
AUGUAUCAAUCAAAGAAAUAUGUAAUUAAAUAUACUAAAUUUUCUGAUAGUAAAUAUGAUAGUGGAUCAAAAAAAGGAUCAGAAUCUUUAAAGCAAAUGAAAAAUAAUGAAAAGAUUAAAAAUAUUCCAAUUGGCCAUUAUCAUCAGAAUAAACAAGUCAAAGAAUCCUCCCAAUGUUAUCAACAAAAGAAACCAGUAAUUCCUUCAAAGAUUGAAAAUAUUCCAAUUGGAGAAUGUAUUCAUUGUCAUCAAAAUAAGCCAGUUAAAUUAGGAGAAUGUCUUCAAUGUCAUCAACAAAAGAAACAAGCAACUCCUUCAAAGAUUGAAAAUAUUCCGAUUGGAGAAUGUAAUCAUUGUCAUCAAAAUAAGCCAGUUAAAUUAGGAGAAUGUCUUCAAUGUCAUCAACAAAAGAAACAAGCAACUCCUUCAAAGAUUGAAAAUAUUCCAAUUGGAGAAUGUAUUCAUUGUCAUCAAAAUAAGCCAGUUAAAUUAGGAGAAUGUCUUCAAUGUCAUCAACAAAAGAAACAAGCAACUCCUUCAAAGAUUGAAAAUAUUCCGAUUGGAGAAUGUAAUCAUUGUCAUCAAAAUAAGCCAGUUAAAUUAGGAGAAUGUCUUCAAUGUCAUCAACAAAAGAAACAAGCAACUCCUUCAAAGAUUGAAAAUAUUCCAAUUGGAGAAUGUAUUCAUUGUCAUCAAAAUAAGCCAGUUAAAUUAGGAGAAUGUCUUCAAUGUCAUCAACAAAAGAAACAAGCAACUCCUUCAAAGAUUGAAAAUAUUCCGAUUGGAGAAUGUAAUCAUUGUCAUCAAAAUAAGCCAGUUAAAUUAGGAGAAUGUCUUCAAUGUCAUCAACAAAAGAAACAAGCAACUCCUUCAAAGAUUGAAAAUAUUCCAAUUGGAGAAUGUAUUCAUUGUCAUCAGACUAAACCUGUUAAAUUAGGAGAAUGUCUUCAAUGUCAUCAACAAAAGAAACAAGCAACUCCUUCCAAGACUGAAAAUAUUCCAAUUGGAAAAUGUAUUCAUUAUCAUCAAAAUAAACCAGUUAAACAAUGUUAUCAACAAAAGAAAACUUGCUUAGCACCUUCAGAACAAAUGAACAAUAAUGAAAAAGCUAAAAAUAUUGGAGAAUGUAUCCAUUGUUAUCAGGAAAAAUCUAUUAAAUUAGGGGAAUGUUACAUAUGUCAUCAAAAAAGAAGUAAUAAAUUUUAUAGUAACAAAAAGGAAUGUCCUGAAUGUAAAAAAAGAAUUACAGAUAUGAAUAGGAUGAUAAAUGACAAAAUUUGUAGCAGAUGUCAUACAAAAUAUCAAAGAAGAUUCGAUAAUUUUAAUAAUCAAAUAGCAUGUAAAACAUGUAAUGAACAAAACCAAAAAAGAGAAAUGUAUAAUGAAAAUGGACAAUGGUUCUGUUCAUUAGAUUGCAUGUAUGCAAAAAAGAUAUUGGAUGAAAUUGGAGACAUGAAAAAUAUUAACAAGGAAAGAAUUAACAUUCUAGUGAAUAGAUUUACAAGUACUAAUAAGAAUGCAGGAUCAACAUACAAUCUUACUUCAAAAAUGAUUAUGGAAAAAAUAGAAAUAAGUAUGAAACAAAACAAAUCAAACAUAGAGAAUGUAUUUGAUGAAAUAAAAAAGACACCUGAUUAUACAAUAAUGUAUAAUUUAUAA